Lotus japonicus is the source of this 3196-nucleotide messenger RNA. RefSeq lists its product as uncharacterized. The record is from RefSeq and is a predicted model, not a curated record. Lineage: Eukaryota; Viridiplantae; Streptophyta; Magnoliopsida; Fabales; Fabaceae. Bases 607 to 2877 code for a protein of 756 amino acids. The transcript has 4 exons.
CCAUUUCCACAAUUGAUUUCUACAUUCAGGAUGUGUUUAGAUAUUUUUAUGAUGAAUAGAAUGAAACCAAAAAAAAUGGAAAGAAACAAAAUAAAGUUUUGAUCCCAUUGUUUGGAUAUUAUAUAUGAUGGAAUAUGUUAUGAUAAUGUUGGUUUUUGUCUGGGAACAUGCAAUGAAUAAUCUUCUGCGUUUUUGUUUGGAAACAUUUCCACAAUUGAUUUUGAAACUAAAAUAGUCCAUGCCUGUACAUAUAUAUUUCAUGAUUUUUUUCCUGUGGCUGGGACUUAAAUAAUUUGUUUUUUCUAUUUCUUUAUGUGAUCAAAGAUUUCUUUUAUUUUGAAGCCUUCAGCAAUUUUCUUGUCAUGCUUUAUGAUUUUACCGUCUUCUGAUUUUGGACAACCAUCUAUGUUCAUCUAUUGCAAAUUCCAUGAAAUCAUUGCAAUGCUGGCAUAAUCAUCUAAUUAGAAGUAUAGAAAGAUUCUUCUGUUGAAGCCUAAUCAAUAGAAUUCCUCAUUCAUAACCAUAGGUGCUAAUGCUUGAUAUUUGAUUUGUAACUUGUAUCAGGUUUGACAAGGCUGUAGCUGAAUGCUGGUAUUAUUGUGAAACAUGGGAAGGCAUAGACAACAAGAGGAGCAUUCUGAGUCAUAUUGGGAGAAUCAUCAUCCAGAAUGCAGCAGGGGACUUUUCCACAUUAUCAAGCACCAUCCAUUGCGUCCUUUAAUGAAAAGACUUGCACACAAGAGGGAUGGUGAUGGUGAAAGAAGUGCUAAUGCAGGAACUGUACUGGGACCAAUCCCAGCUAACAUGAAGAAGGACCUCAACCUUGCUGAGACAAGAAACUCAAAUGUUGAACAACAAAAGGUGACACCGUUUUCUCCAGUAGCCAAAAACUCAGUAAAGAAGCAGAUAAAAGCACUUUUCAAAGAGAUAUCUAAGAAGAGGAGCAGGCAUCACAGAAGUUCAUCAUGUCCUAUCAUGUCUCAUUCAAAUCAUGAUUUGGAGCAAUCAAAUGUUGAUAAUAGUACAAGGAUGAAAAGAGGAUUACAAUGUGGUGCUAAACCUUCUAGUGAGUAUCAUUGGGUCAGAAAGCAUCAACCAGAUAAAAAGGAUUUUCUUGGACAAGAAAUCAAAGAAGAUAUGGUAACAUAUGGAAGGAAACACUUCAACAUCAACAUGAAAAGUGACAUAUUGACAUUUCUUCAUGAUCCUGUCUCUCCUACAAUCUAUCACUUCCAUAAACAACAGAUGCGUAGUGCGAAAAUGGCAUUAACCAGGUCUGCAUCAUUUCCUUUACCUGACUCGUCAUCAGAAAGAGCGCGGUCGGAGGUUAUAAGCAAUGCUUCCCUUCCAAAAAGACAAGGAAGUUUGUGUUUUGGAAGUAAAACACAAAAACUAGUUCAAUUGAAAUCCUCAAAAGUAUUUUGUGAAGAGGCAGCAUUAGAAUGGAGACUAAAUGGAAAUUCCAAUAUAAAUGAAGCAACGAUAGUAAGAAAUGUGAACUCUUCUUCAGGAUAUUCCCAGUGUCAGAAAAGGAAAGAAAUCAAACAUGUUAAGAAUCUCAAACAGAAAAUAGAGCUUGUAACUGGAGAAAACAAAAGAGAAAAGCUUAGAGUUACAAAUGAUGCUAUCAUUGAUAAACUUCCCCAAGGCCAUGAGAUAUCAGAUGAAUUGAAGAAGGAAAUUCUUAAGAAAUUGACAGAACCAAGUUGUAAUGAGAGCCAUUCCAGGCACAGAAUAAGAAGAAUCUGGUCUCUUCCAGAACCACUAGAAAGUUAUUCUAAACUCCAUGAGAAAAGAUUUAAGACAGAAGCAAGAUUCCCUCAAUCUAAGAAACCAAAGUUAAGAACAGAAAUGGCUCAUUCACCAUUUAGGAUAAGGAUUCUUUCAUUACCUGAUCUCCAAUCUUUUUCCUAUGGAGAUGGCACUAUGAUUUCAGAGAGUGGUAGUUAUCAGCAAAAGAGGCUUGACCUUAAUGUACAUUCAAGAAAUCAAGUGCAGACACAUGUGGAAAAUUUAAUUCAAGAAAACCUUGUCAGUGAAGGUGAAAAUGAUUUAGUGGUUAGAAGUAAUAUUAUGGGAUCAGGAUCAGAUUGUAGCAGUAAGAUUAAUGACAAUUUGGGCAUAAUAGUUAAUGACUUUGGAGACAGUAGUUUGAGAAAAGAUGGCACUUCCAAUGAUCAAGAUUCUGGGGCAAUAAAAGAAGACAAGGCUGCAAUAGCAGAAUCAGAUUCAAAAUCAAAGCCAGGACCAGUUGAUAGAUUGGAUAAUGUGGCUGAGCAACAGGAGGCUAACAUGGAUCCCCUUGGGACCACAGAGAAUGCACAAAAAGUGGAGAUUCUAAACUAUGAGAUUCCUCAAUUUCAAGUGGACACAAGACACAAAGAUGAGUUUAAUUAUGUAAAAUAUGUACUUGAGGUAUCAGGACUCACUGGUAAUGAUUGCCUUUCAGCAUGGCAUUCUAGUGACCAGCCAGUUGAUCCAUUACUCUAUGAAGAAAUGGAAGGGGAUCCUGAAUUCUGCACUGGUGGUCAGUGUAAUCACUAUGUGUUGUUUGAUUUAAUUAAUGAGUCAUUGUUGGAUAUUUAUGGGAGGUCUUAUAACUGCUGCUACAAUCCUACUACACCAUCUUCAUCAUCUCUUCCCCUAAUUCAUCCAAUGCCAGGGUGUCACAUUGUCUCAAAAGUGUGGGCUAGAAUGAGCAGGUCACUGUGCUUGAGAUUCAGAGGGGGGCAAACAGUGGAUGAUCAUGUAGGUAGAGAUCUAGCAAAGCUUGAUGAGUUGGUGAACCUUCAGUUUUUUGCUGAGAGUGUGGGUUUGGAGGUGGAAGACUUGAUUUUUCAAGAGCUCCUCAAGGAAAUAGUAGGGGACUUAGCUUGAGAUCAUGCGGUCUUUCUUAAUUAUACUUCUCUUUUCUAAACUCAUUUGUUUUAUUAUUCAAUGUUGAUAAAAUAACAAGAAACUAGUCAUUGAUGCUCCGUUGAAGACAAAAUGAAGUGUUUAUAACCUAGAAAGACUUGCACUCUCAAUUGCCUUAAGGCAUUUUGGGCUACACUUCUCUGACUACAUCAAACUGCUCUUCUUAGUAACAUUUUCGGCUACCUCACACUAAACCCAAUACUUGUCAUAACUCUUAAACUUAUUGACAUACAAAAUCUAUAAAUGCAUGCAGAAUAAGUAAUAAUAUAAAAUCACCAAA